This is a messenger RNA of Aspergillus affinis, 1527 nucleotides long. Its product is annotated as MFS general substrate transporter. The record is from RefSeq and is a predicted model, not a curated record. Gene Ontology annotation, cellular component: membrane. Gene Ontology annotation, molecular function: transmembrane transporter activity. Bases 1 to 1527 code for a protein of 508 amino acids. Lineage: Eukaryota; Fungi; Ascomycota; Eurotiomycetes; Eurotiales; Aspergillaceae. Gene Ontology annotation, biological process: transmembrane transport. The transcript has 6 exons.
AUGUCCACCCGGUCGGAUUUACACGAAACAAUUGCCGGCCGCCAAGAUGCAAAGACAACAGCCAGCUUUGACAUUAUGGGAGAAGAAGCCAUAGAAAUCGACCCGCAUACUUCCAGGCGCGUCCUCAGGAAGAUCGAUCUCUUUUUAAUGCCUGCCAUGGUUAUUGGAUAUGGUCUGGUUUACUACGACAAGGCAAUUCUAGGUAACGCGGCGCUUUUUGGCAUGACCGAGGAUUUGCAGCUCAAGGUCGUCGACUCGUCGGUGAAUCCGCCGCAAUCCGACACCACCAGACUCAGCUGGGCAACGUCCAUCUUUUAUUUUGGUCAGUUGGCAGGCUCUUAUCCCAUGACAUACGCCGUCCAGUACUUUAACACGCGCUACGUUCUGGGUCCGGUUGUCAUGCUCUGGGCCGUUAUUUGCGCCGCCACGGCCGGCGUUACAACGUGGCAGGGCUUGCUUGUCCAGCGGUUCUUUCUGGAAAAAGGGUUUACGGAGGCGGUCAUUCCCACGGGCUUCAUGAUCACCGUCAGCGGAUUCUAUACGCAAUCUGAACAGGCGCUUCGGCAAAGCUGGUGGUUCUCAGGAACCGGAUGGUUCACGAUUAUUGGCGGUGCGCUAAACUAUGGGUUUGCACAGAUUGACGGUGGGUCGUUAAAGCCAUGGCAGUAUAUCUACGUCCUUGCCGGGGGGUUGACAUUUUUGUUUGGACUGUGGUGCUUCUUCAUCCCGAACUCGCCUCUGAAUGCGUGGUUUUUGAGCCCCGAGGAGCGAGCUGUGGCGGUAGAGAGGUUGCGAGCCGGGCAAACCGGAGUCAAAAAUCACCACUUGAAAUUUUCACAGGUACAGGAGGCAGCUUUCGACGUGAAGAUUUGGCUGGUUGCAAUCACAAUGGCCGCUGCGUACACUGUCAACGGGGCUGUCUCUGGUUUCGGCCCGUUGAUUGUCUCGACAUUUGGCUACUCAUCUCUGGAAAGUAUUCUGUUUCAAUUUCCUCUCGGAGGGUUGUCAGCGGCGGGCAUUAUCCUGACUGGCUGGUUGUGCUCUCGGUUGCAGAACGCUCGGAUCAUCAGCCUGUUACUCUGCUGUCUACCGGUCAUCGCGGGUUUCGCUAUGAUUUGGAAAUCGACCUGGGGUUACCAACCAGUCGUUCCGGUGGUCGGUUACUCCCUCAUUGGAUUCUUCGGUCCGGUUGUCAGCUUGACCAUUUCCCUCGGCGCGAGUAACAUCGCAGGCGAGACCAAGAAGAGUUUCAUGGCUUCAGCGGUCUUCGUGGCUUACUGCGUGGGUAACAUAAUUGGUCCACAGUUGAUCCGCAGUGAAACGAUGAACGAGCACUAUCCUGAGUUAUGGACAGGAUUGAUUAUCUGUUAUUGUAUAACAAUUUUGGCGGCCUCUGCGCUGUACGUGCUCCUGUCGCGCGAGAACGAGCGCCGUGAUACACUGGGACUGGAGGAAAGUGAGAGAGAUCGACAUGCGUUCAAGGAUCUUACCGAUAAAGAGAAUUUGCACUUUAGAUACGUUUACUGA